Messenger RNA from Pomacea canaliculata, 3649 nucleotides. RefSeq lists its product as uncharacterized. The coding region runs from base 446 to 1957 and encodes 503 amino acids. The transcript is spliced from 2 exons. NCBI's taxonomy places the organism in Eukaryota, Metazoa, Mollusca, Gastropoda, Architaenioglossa, Ampullariidae. The record is from RefSeq and is a predicted model, not a curated record.
AUCAUUAACUUCUUUGUAAGACAACAAAACAUCUGUAUAGUACUUCUCUUCUGGACAUAUUGGUAUUUGAAGUUCAUUCAUAGGUGAACGUUUGUGGUCAUACAAACUAAUUGAAUACAAGGACUCCUUUAUUGUUUACUUGCUAAUCUCAUAAACCUUUGAUCACAAGACUUUUAUUUCUCUGUAGUUCAAGUUGUCAAACCACAAGAAAGGAAAGAUGCAAUUUGUUGAAGAGUAAACAUGCGACUGCACGAAAAAUGCCUUUACCCAAAGUUUACAUGGCGAUUUUUGGUUUGAAAAAGUUUAAUUUAAUUUAUUUCAAUGACCUCUUUUAAUGGUAACACUGCACUGUGAUCUCCACCUUCUCACACUUGCCAACAUUAUAAUGCUCGCAAUGGCGAGGUGAGCACAGGAUUCGUGUGUGGACGGAGAGAGAGAGAGGUGUAUGUUCAGGACACUUCAUCCCUUAACUGUCGGCAUGUCAGAACCUCACCUGAGAGACAGUGCUGCCCCUGGCCAAGGACUGAGGGAAUGUCACAUCCGGGAGUUUACACUCCCUCCCCUCAUCCGAGGAACCAGAGGACAACUGAUGGAAAAGCCUGGCCUAACACUACAGCAGGGUACUCAGGACAAUUCGAUCUGGGGAGAGAAGGCGGGAAAUGGAAUUCAGCAUCAUACCCAAUAUAUCCGGCGCCUUGCGGACUUGCGGGAUGAGCUGCUGAGCCAGGAACAGACGGCCCUCGCCAGAGCUCUCGACAGGCUGCGAUUGGACUCCAUCAGCAACAGAGAUGCUGCGAGAUAUCGCCUGAAGAUGAAAGAUAAUUCGCAGGCAGCAAGUGGCAGUGAUGGCGAUGGGAAGACAAUUGCUGCUGGCGCCGCCAGUCGGUCUAUGAUGACAACAGUAGAAAAAUUUCGUCAGAUGCGCCCCCAACGGCACGCUCCGGCGAUCUUACCCCUACAAGGGAAGCAACUCAUCGAAACGUCUGUGGCCAGCACAGCAUCUGGCGGGAAGCAAACUGGAAACGAGAACGCAUCAAAAAUGGAGUCAUCGUUACGGGUGGAGGAGAGCGUGAGAUCCAGCCUACAGCGUCUGAUCCAGCCCACGUCCUCAAUCCCCAACAUCGGACGCAAAGCUCUCCGGCAGGAAUCCUUGGAACUGAAGACCCAGUCUCUGCACCACAUGCGCUCGAGGGUGUACCGAUCCACCCGCAACUUCCGGUCCCCCUUCAUAACUCAAGGAGAUGGAGAGAACGUCAUGCCCUCCACACACCCACCGAGCGAGGUCAACGUCGACCUCUCGCCCCACGUCUACAAACUGGGUCCCAUGACGGAGGGGGACCGCAUCAACAUGGAGAAGCUGAAGCAGUAUUAUUACAUCUGCUGCUUGCCCUCCACUCCCUCCUCCCCAGACACGGACCGCCAAAGCGAGGCCAUGUCCACCCCUCGUCGAGGGGGGAUCAGAAAGCUUCGGGUAGGUUCGAAACGAAAUCCGGCUGCAAAACCGGCGCGGGGGUUGGCCAGAGCGGCGGCUGCGGGUGAUUCUUUAGAAACAGAAGUGUGGCAGCCCCGUCAGAGGCGUUCUGGGGAAGGGGCUAGCUCGGAUAGGGUGACGUUGCCAGAUAUCACUCGUCACAGGGAGUCGCCUGUCACGAAUAACACGCACGGUUACCCCAACGACUACACGGGUGACUCCCCUGGCACGCUGCUAGAAGGAGAACGGAAGCGACGUCAGAUAGUGAUAGACAUGCCGAACAUCAUCUUCAAUGCUGCGACUCCGGAGACGGCCGUGGAGUCCAAAGCUGACCGCGCGCCUCUGCAGAAUGCUGGCUCCCUCCGCAAGACACUUCUACAGAAUGAGAUUCGCCACAGGGAGGUGCACAACCUUCUGGAGGACGUCAAGGAUCUCAACAAGCGGACAGAGACCUUGACCUCUCAGUGCACAUCAGAAACAUGCUAAGUGAACAGCUUCCGUGUGAGUGGAAGAAGACAAUAAGUUCAAGUGAGGUGUGGGUAUAUGUGUGUGUGUGUGAGAGAGAGAGAUUUCGCUAUGGAAGGACAGAAAGGUAAGUUCUAUGGUUUUGAAGGAAAAAUAGGUUUCCAGGGAAUGUGAACUGGUAGUUCACUCCAGGUUAGAAAAAAGAACAAAAAACAGAAAAGGAACGAGGACUAAUUUAAAAGCCAUUGGGAAACUUUUAACACACACUAAUAACACACACUUAUAACUAAGAAUGCCGACCUUACAUUGAAUGGGUUUAGAAAAUGGGAGGCAGUGGAGUGCAUUCAAAUUCUCUGCUGUUUUGGUAUACAACAGUGAGCUAAUGAAGUUAAUAACUACAUAGGUGUGAACUAAUGACUUUGACACAUUAACAGUAAAAAAAAAUAAAUUAAACGCGCACGCACGCACACACACAUACACCACCCCCUUGUACUUUUACUUGGUGCUAGUGUGCUAGAUUUUAAUGACUUGCUCAAAUAUUUUAAUUUCAUGAUCCCUAUAAAAGCAAAUAAUUAUAUCCUCGUAAACGUGUGUCACGGACCUCUCCACAUUAUAGUUUGUUCUUGUUUUAUCUUGAUUACUCUGUGAUUUUAUCAAAUAUUACUAAUCCCUUUAUAUUUUGCGCACUAAAUUAUCUAUGCGAUCUGAAUAAUGAAAUUCUUUUAAUGAAACUCUGAGGUUCUUAGUGUAUUUAUGAAACUUGCCACGUAUCUUAAUGAAUAACCCUUUUGUGUGCGCCCCCGGUGACAAGCAGCCGCCGUUUCCAUUUGAGAACCGAUCAACGAUGAGUAUUGCAGCCCACUGAGAGAUAACUCCGUGCAACAACCCUCGUGUGUUGUAACCAAAAGGGAAAUUAUCUCCCUUUCAACACUCAAAAGCUUUCCUGCCGACAGAAAUGUUACUAAGAUACAAUAUCUGAUUGUUAUUCAUACUUAAGAAGGUUAAUCUUGUCCCCAUGUAUGGAAUACAGAUUGUAUUUUUAUAUUUAUUACAUAUACGUAUCUAAUGUUCGAACCAUUUAUUAAGUGAUAUAGGAAAAUCAUUAAAUGUCAGAUUCGAGCACAUACUACGCUAUUUAAGAAAUGUUUAAUGUUAAAUAUAAUUAGCUUAAUAAUAAUGAUAUAUAUAUAUUCCCACACAGUAUUUUCCGGGCUGCGUCAUUUCCUUUCCUUCUUGGAGCUGUUCAUGUAUCUUCGCUGAUCAGAUAAUUAUUUGAUUUUGUAAGUUAUCUAUUAUUCCAAUUUGAAUAUUAGAAUGGGGACAUAGAAAAUAUGCUUUCACAUGCGACAGUCAUUGGGUAUGGUUAUGUUGGAAAUUUUUUUCUUUGACCCUCCUUUUUUUCACUGUGUUCGUUUCUAAGCCCUAAUUAACAUAAUAUUGAAAUGACUCUGGUAACAUCAUUUUGUAGAGCUUCAAUAUUGGAGACUAGAAACUAAUUGCUGAUUGUUUCGACACCAAUGAUUUAUCCUGUUGCAGCAUAGCUUAGUAUUUGUUUAAUAGAAAGACGACACCACCAACAGCAAUAAAUAAAAAGAUAAAAUAAACAAGUGUUACCAUUGUGUGCACAAAAUCUAGGGUUCACAUGAGUGUUCAUAUAUUGCCAGUGUGCAUGUGAUCAUAAAGGCCUUGCGUGCACAAUUACUAACAGAAAAG